Molecule: messenger RNA, 2571 nt
Organism: Rhopalosiphum padi (bird cherry-oat aphid)
Lineage: Eukaryota; Metazoa; Arthropoda; Insecta; Hemiptera; Aphididae
Gene: CycB
Product: G2/mitotic-specific cyclin-B
Exons: 8
Coding region: 278-1651 (457 amino acids)
Biological process (GO): regulation of cyclin-dependent protein serine/threonine kinase activity; mitotic cell cycle phase transition
Cellular component (GO): cytoplasm; nucleus; cyclin-dependent protein kinase holoenzyme complex
Molecular function (GO): cyclin-dependent protein serine/threonine kinase regulator activity
Source: RefSeq, a predicted model, not a curated record
GUCUUGUUCAUUUCAGUGCCUCACUUUUCUUUUUUUUGUCAUUAUCCGUAAUUACAACCAUAUUGUCGUUUUAUUUUUCUAUUCUAUUUUUGUAGUUGUUGUCGUUCGGUUUUUCAAGACUAUUUUUGUUAAACUGUCUAACUGUGCAUACACUGUACAUUAUUGUGCUGUUUUGUAGAAAGCGCAGCUUUUUCACUCUCAAAGAUUGCUUUGGGAAAGAGGACAACCUUUUUCUAUUUUUCUCGUCGGUCCAACAUCGUUGAUUAUCUAUUGAAAAAUGGCAACUGGCAUCAGACGUGACAUGCACUUGAGACAAGACAAAGUAUAUUCUGAAAAUAAUAUUCCAAAAGCAGUUAAAGAUUCUAAAAGCAGCGGUAUAAUCGCUCCAAGAAGACCUGUAUUAAAUGACAUAAGCAGUAACUUGCAAAUUAAUCAAAAUGCUAAUCAAAAAGGGAAAAUUACAAUAACAAAACCAACUAUCCAAAUAACAAAACCUACUACAAGACUUGCUUCUAAUUUAAAUCGUACUACCACUUCUGUUGCUACUAAAGUGAAACCUUCAUUAAAUACAUCUAAAACUAUUCUUAAAGUUAAUUCUGGCUUACAUGAAAGUGUGUCUAACAUUCCAAAAGCUAUUAUUAGACCUAAAACAGUUGGAUUGGUCAAGACUUAUAGAGGAACUUUGACCAGGAGUUCAUCGCUUAGAAACAAAUCAGUUAUAUUAACAGAAUCUCAAAAAAAAGAACAAGAAUGGAUUACUGCUUGUAAAGUAGAUGCUGUUGACAAAAGUGAUGAAUAUGAUCCGUUUCUGGUCGGAGCAUACUCUAAACCUAUUUUUGCAUACAUGAUGACCUUAGAGAAUCAAUAUAUGAUAAAACCAGAUUAUUUAGCCAACCACAAAUACAUCACAUCAUCAAACCGUAGUGUUGUUGUUGACUGGCUUGUAGAAGUACAACAAGAAUUUCAAAUUAUGCAAGAAUCUCUUUAUACAGCUGUUGGAAUUCUUGACAGAUAUUUACAAGAAAACCAAAAUGUUGCUCGAAAUAAACUUCAAUUAAUUGGUGCCACAAGUCUACUGCUCGGCUGCAAGUAUGAAGAAAUAUAUGUACCUGAGAUAACUGACUUUGUCUACUUAUCAGACAAUGCUUUCACCAAGGAUGAAGUAAAAUCAAGUUUAGUGGACGUCUUCAGAACAAUUAAUUAUUCACUAUCUAGACCUUUUUCUUUAACCUUUUUACGAAGGUUUAGCAAAGUGUCAGGUGCACGAUCAUCACAGCAUUCUUUGGCUAAAUACUUCCUGGAAUUGGCUUUAAUUGACUAUAAUUUAGCACAUGUUAAACCAUCUGAAAUAGCUGCAUCUGGUCUAUUGUUAGCAAUCGUCAUAACUAAUGAUCCUGAAUUAGAUGAUAACCCUGAAGAUGUAAAUUCAUUAUUAUCUUUAUAUUGGACAGAUGUAAUGCAAAAACACUCGACAUACAAAAUGGAUGAAUUGAUUUCUACCGUUCAAUCACUUGCUCAUUUAGCACUUAAUGCCCCUGAAUGGAAAUAUAAGGCUGUGUACAAAAAAUACCAGAGUGCGAAGAUGGGAAGAAUCACAACAAGUUCCUUACUGAGCUCACCGGCUAUGAGGUUUAUUGCGCACACAAGUUAAUUCGGUAUCACUCAGAUCUAACUAUUUUAACUUUUUUUUAAAUAUAUUUUGUUUUUAUCGAGUGGUUAUGCCGCUAUUUUUUUACAUUAGAUUUUUUCGUAUAAUUAUUACACUAACAUUAUCUUUUUUAAAAAAUUAAAAAAACAUGACCACAUUCACUAUGUUGGUACAAAGUAAUGUUUUUUUUUUUUUUUUUUUUUAUAAAACAAAACAAAUAUACUUAUAAAUUAUAUAACUUAAGAAAAGUAUGUUUAGCUUGUUAUGUUUUUUAAGUGUAUUUUGAUAUAUAACCAUUGUAUACAAUAACAAUUAUUAAAUCGCACUUAAAUUAUAAUUUUACAAUAUUGAACAAAAGCCAUUUCGCUUUGAAGCGAUAUAACAUACUUGUGUUGAUAUGUUCCAAUUUUAUAAAUAUUUAUUUCUGUGGGCGUUAAUGAAUUAUUCUUAAAUGUACAAUUUAUUAAAUUAUUUACACAGACAAUAGACUGAAAUAUUUUUAUUUUUAACGCAAUUAAAUUUUUAAGAAAUAAAAUGUUAAUAGUUCAAUUUAUACCGCUCUCAGUAUGAAAGUAUGCCUUACAAUUAUUGUUUCCUUUUGAAUUUAUGAAAUCAACAUGUGUUAUUCUCCAUUGCACGCUAUCAUUAAAUUAUUAAUAUAUAUUUUUCUUAUGUUAUAUAAGAGUAAUUGUAUAGUAUAAACUGUAAGUUAGUUUUUAAUUUUUGUUUAAUAAAUAGUUUGUAAAACAAAACAAGUGCAAGUUCAUUAAAUUAUUUAUUAUUUAGUAUUUUUAUAUUAGAAUCUUUGUUAAGUUUUCAUUGAAAUUAAUUUGGGAAUAACCUUUGUAAAGGAGGAAAAAAGCAUUCUUCCUAAUCAAUGUUGUGUUGUAAAUACCUAAUAGAAUAGUUAUUAUUUUGUGGAA